GGCCCAAGUGCAGCGCCGCGCCGCACGUGUACUUUUACUCGCCUCGAUUUUUACAGUGGUUACGCCGCGUGUGCCUAUAUACUCGUUGCCCGGCUACUUGCCGGCGGUAUAAUUUUACAAAUUGUUUUUAUUGUUCGACAGUUGAUAUUUUAGUGUUAUCAAAAUGUCUAAGCUCUAUGUUCUCUACGAACAUGCCGCUGGGUACGGUUUGUUUUCCGUGCGGGAAUUCGAAGAAGUUGGAGUGCUGUUGCCUCAAGUUGAAGCCUCAGUUACGGAUGUAUCUCGAUUCAACCAGAUUGUGAAAUUGAUCAGUUUUUCACCUUUCAAAACAGCUGUGACUGCUCUUGAAAAUAUCAACAGCGUGUCAGAAGGAGUAGUACCCGAAGAUUUACAAUUAUUCUUGGACACAAACAUAACUAAGAAAAAGAAAGCUGUCUUAGGUGUUGCAGAACCAAAACUUGGUGCCAGCAUCACAGAAGCUCUUAAGAUUAAGUGCGACCACACUGGUGCUAUUCCAGAAAUUAUUCGAGGCAUCCGUACGCAUUUUCCCAACUUGGUUAAAGGUUUUACAGCUAAGAGUGCUGGUGUUGCUCAGCUUGGUCUAGGACACAGUUAUUCUAGAGCCAAAGUUAAGUUCAAUGUUCAUCGUGUUGAUAACAUGAUUAUCCAGAGUAUUGCUUUACUCGAUCAAUUAGAUAAGGAUGUCAACACUUUCAGUAUGCGCAUCAGAGAAUGGUAUGGUUACCAUUUCCCAGAGUUGGUUAAAAUUGUUCCAGACAAUUUAAUGUAUGCCAAAGUAGUCCAGCUUCUUAAAAACCGAAAAGAGUUGACUGAAGAAAAAUUAGAAGCUUUAGAAGAGAUUAUUAUGGAUACAGGAAAAGCUAAAGCCAUAAUUGAUGCUUCAAAAUCAUCCAUGGGCAUGGAUAUUAGCCCCAUUGAUCUCAUUAACAUUGAUAUGUUUGCUAAUCGUGUCAUUGAUCUUGCUGAAUAUAGGAAAGAGAUCGCUGAAUAUCUUAAAUCAAAAAUGACUGGUGUAGCACCAAACUUGGCCACAUUGAUUGGUGAUCAAGUAGGAGCUAGACUGAUUGCCCAUGCUGGCUCUUUGACAAAUCUGGCGAAGUACCCAGCAUCAACUGUACAAAUUCUUGGUGCCGAGAAAGCUUUGUUCAGAGCUCUGAAGACUCGUGGAAAUACUCCAAAGUAUGGUCUUCUUUUCCACUCAACAUUCAUUGGACGUGCUGGCACAAAAAAUAAGGGUCGCAUUUCGAGAUAUUUGGCCAAUAAAUGCUCGAUAGCAUCCAGAAUUGAUUGUUUCUCCGAAAACCCAGUAAAUGUUUUUGGAGAUAAAUUGCGUCAGCAAGUUGAAGACAGAUUGAAAUUUUACGAAACAGGAGACAUCCCUAAGAAAAAUAUUGACGUGAUGCAAGAAGCUAUUGAGGAAGCUGCUAGCAGGGUACCAGAGAAGGAAGAGAAAGAAAAGAAAAAGAAGAAGAAGAACAAAAAGAGGACCAUCGAAGAAGUUGAAGCAGAGUCUGUUGAGCCCGAAGCACAAGAAGAGGUGGAAAAUGUUCAGCCUAAAAAGAAGAAAUCAAAAAAAAAUGUGUAAUUAGUACGUUAUAAAUUAAUUAAUCAUUGUAAUUAGUCGGGUGUAAUUCUAGCAUUUAAGAUAGCUCUUAAGUAAAUGUUUUAUGCAAAUUGUAAGAUAAUCUC
Molecule: messenger RNA, 1710 nt
Organism: Trichogramma pretiosum
Lineage: Eukaryota; Metazoa; Arthropoda; Insecta; Hymenoptera; Trichogrammatidae
Product: nucleolar protein 56-like
Exons: 4
Coding region: 164-1606 (480 amino acids)
Cellular component (GO): box C/D methylation guide snoRNP complex; small-subunit processome
Molecular function (GO): snoRNA binding
Source: RefSeq, a predicted model, not a curated record